AUGUCUACUGGUAUACAUGACAGAUAUGAAAGUCCCCUAACUUCAAGAUAUGCAUCUCCAGAAAUGGCUGCACUUUUUUCGCCAGCAAAUCGAUUUUAUAUCUGGAGACAAUUGUGGCUGAAUUUAGCAAAAGCCGAAAAAGAAUUAGGAAUUAAAGGUGUAACUGAUGAAGCUAUUGAAGAAAUGGAGGCUCAUUUGACAUUAACAAAUGAAGACUUUGAAACAGCAAAAAUUGAAGAAAAAAGGCGCCGUCAUGAUGUAAUGGCACAUGUGUAUGCGUUUGGUCAAGCAGCUCCAAAAGCUGCUGGUAUCAUUCACUUGGGUGCUACAAGUUGUUACGUGACGGACAAUGGUGAUUUAAUAAUUCUUCGUAAGGGUCUUGACUUAUUAUUGGAUAAAUUGGCUAGGGUCAUCCAUCAACUUAGCAGAUUUGCUCAUGAAUAUAAAAGUUUACCAACUUUGGGAUUUACUCAUUUUCAACCGGCUCAAUUAACUACCGUUGGAAAACGAGCCACACUUUGGAUUCAGGAGUUGUUAUGGGAUUUGAGAAAUAUAACAAGGGCUAGAAAUGAUAUUGGAUUUCGUGGUGUUAAAGGUACAACCGGUACUCAGGCUUCAUUUUUAUCUUUGUUCGAUGGUGAUCAUGAUAAAGUGGAGGCUCUAGACGCACGUGUCUGCGAACUUUUUGGGUUUAAAAUACUUUAUCCCGUAACGGGUCAAACGUACUCUCGUAAAGUUGACAUUGAUAUUUUAAAUCCUUUAAGCUCUUUUGGUGCUACAGCACACAAAAUUGCAACGGAUCUUCGAUUAUUAGCUAAUCUUAAAGAAAUUGAAGAACCAUUUGAAAAAGAUCAAAUUGGUAGCAGCGCAAUGGCAUAUAAAAGAAAUCCCAUGAGAUGUGAAAGGGUUUGUAGUUUAAGUAGGCAUUUAAUGGUUUUGGCACAAGACGCUUUAAUGACUAAUAGUGUGCAAUGGCUUGAAAGAACUUUAGAUGAUAGGUUUGUUUCAUUUUUAACAACUGACAUAGUCCUAUCCUUGCUUCAGAACAUUUCUGAAGGUUUGGUAGUGUAUCCACAAGUGAUUCAACACCACAUAUCACAAGAACUUCCAUUCAUGGCCACUGAAAAUAUAAUCAUGGCAGUUACUAAAAAGGGAGGCGACAGGCAAGAAUGCCAUGAGAAUAUUCGAGUUUUAAGCCACCUAGCGGCUAAAGCUGUUAAAGAAGGAAAGGAGAAUGAUUUAAUCGAGAGGAUUAAAAAAACCGAAUAUUUUAAGUGUAUUCAUGAUGAGAUUGAUUCUUUAUUAGACCCAUCUACAUUUAUAGGCAGAGCACCACAGCAAGUCGAUAAAUUUAUAAAGGAACAUGUCAACCCUGCUUUAGAGCCUUAUUCAGAAAUAUUAAAACAAGAUAAACAU
Dentiscutata erythropus is the source of this 1416-nucleotide messenger RNA. Lineage: Eukaryota; Fungi; Glomeromycota; Glomeromycetes; Diversisporales; Gigasporaceae. The record is from the annotation of a GenBank genome assembly.